Molecule: messenger RNA, 2235 nt
Organism: Lampris incognitus (smalleye Pacific opah)
Lineage: Eukaryota; Metazoa; Chordata; Actinopteri; Lampriformes; Lampridae
Gene: tmed1b
Product: transmembrane p24 trafficking protein 1b
Exons: 5
Coding region: 34-738 (234 amino acids)
Biological process (GO): endoplasmic reticulum to Golgi vesicle-mediated transport; intracellular protein transport; Golgi organization
Cellular component (GO): endoplasmic reticulum-Golgi intermediate compartment; COPII-coated ER to Golgi transport vesicle; Golgi apparatus
Source: RefSeq, a predicted model, not a curated record
UUAGACAGCCCGUCCUGCGUAAAAGUCACAGCCAUGGACCUUCUCUGUGAAACUGGGAAGAGCAAAACGACGUUACAUGUCAUCACAAUAGUUUUGUUGUCUAGUUUAGGGCUGGUGAGCCCUUUCAGUCAGAACAAAGACGUCGAGUUCACGUUUCUCCUGCCGGCCGGAACGAGCGAGUGUUUCUUUCAAACAGCGACGAAGAACGGCACGAUGGAGGUCGAAUACCAGGUUGUAGCAGGGGCAGGUAUGGAUGUUGACUUCAUCAUCCGCUCACCCCAAGGCUUUCAGCUCAUCUCUGAGUUUCGUCGCUCUGAUGGAGUCCACACGCUGGAGCCGACAGAAGAGGGAGACUAUCAGAUCUGCUUCGAUAACAGCUUCAGCCGGUUCUCGGAGAAGAUGGUUUUCUUUGAGGUCAUCAUUGAGGGACAAGGAGGCGACGUGGGAGGAGAUGAUGAGUGGGCAGGGCUGGAUGAAGCUGAUGGCAAUUUACUGGAGUACAAGCUGGAUGACAUCAGGGAGUCCAUGGAAUCAGUGCACCGGCGGUUGGAGCGCAGCCGUCAGAUGCAGAAAGUGUUGCGGGCCUUUGAGACACGUGACCGUAACCUCCUGGAAGACAACCUGUGGAGGGUCUCAUUUUGGUCCUGUGCGUGCCUGCUGCUCAUGCUUUGUGUGGCACUCACUCAGGUUUAUACCGUACGCAAGCUGUUUGAUGACAAGAGGAGGGUUUACACGUAGCGACAUUAGUGGGCAUAACCACAACACAGCAAAGCAAGAUCCAAAAGAGAAAAUUGGUCACUUCAUUUUCUUAAUUGCCUUUCAGUGCCAUCAUCCAGCCACACACUUAUAAUGAAAAAAUAUUUUUGAAAUGGAGAAGGCAGUGCCUUCAAAGACUGAACUACAAAGCAUCUCCGUACAUUUUUCCAAAUGUUCUUUCUGUCCACUCCUUUGAAACACAUAUCAUAUGUCUGAUUGUGUAUCCGGUGUCGUGUACUUAAUCUCACUGGAAACACUUGUUGGCAAUUUUUCCAUUGUGGGGAAAAAAAGGGAAGGUCAGUUGGACCUUAUCACUCAAAAUAUUUUCAAUUAUGUCGGAGUUUACUCCGAACCCAGCCGCUGGGGAUGCACAAGCCAGUACAUUCUGUGUGCCGGUCCCAAGCCCGGAUAAAUGGACUCAUUUCAGGUUCAACUUUAUCGUCAUUUGUAUUUGAAUACAGAUAAAUUCUUGUGCUCUGGCUGUCUCUGCCUUAACACAAAGGACACAGGGACAAACCAUCCCCCCCCCAAAAAAAAAAAAAAAAUGUACAACCUACUGACUCAGCAUUUCAAGUUCAAGUCCGAUAUUUUUCUAGUUUGUGUGGAUUACCUGAUUGUGCAAUAGUGAUGUCGGUGUGUCUGAUCUUCCUAGGAAUGUGAUGUCAAACCUUUUUUUCCCCCCCAUUUGUUCGGUUAUUUCUCGAGUUGUAGACUAAUUGAAAGUUCGAUUUUCUGGUGUUGAAGAUUUCUUUUCAAGUGCCUGUUUGAUUAUAUGGUGAUCUGCAGAGAACAAAGGGAAAUUGGUUCAUUUCAGUCGAAAAAUUGUGCUCCAGUUGCAUGGCCAUUGAUGUAAUGUGAAUAUUUAUACACGCAUGCACACAUACAGACACACACACACACGUGUGUGAAAGGACUCUUGGAGACAUGUCAGUAUAGAGGUCUGUCAGGACAGUUAUUAGUGUGAACAUACAGAUGCUGGGCUGUUUCUUCCAUCUUUGAAUCAGAUCUUUUGUCUUGUGGCUUAUUGUGUCGACCCAAUCUGACAUUUUGAUUGUACCCACAACAGUCCUUUAGUGGAAGACUUUUAGUAAAAGGAGACUUAUACAAUACAUAUUGUACAUAAUAAAAAUCAGGUUUUCAUGGGAGUCGCUUUUUAUAAAUGCAUUUUUUACACAAUAAAAAAAAAGGAUUUUGAGCUGUGUCAUUGCCAUUUACCAAGUACUGUUCAAGAACAUCACCAGUGCUAGACUGUAUAUGAGUAACUGUAUAGACUGAUGUUCGUCAACCUCAGUUCAUGACAUCCCUAACUGAAGUGAUGCCUAGUUGUGACCUCCUGUUGUAGUUCUUCAUACCUCAAAUAGUGGGCCACUGGUGUAGUUUCACUUUAUUUUGGAUGUUGUAGCUUUAUGAUUACACUACCUCAGUGUAGAGCUUCUGAAAACGUGGACUUAUUUGGAUGAAUAAAUAAAUCCUAAAGGC